Micropterus dolomieu (smallmouth bass) is the source of this 3852-nucleotide messenger RNA. RefSeq names its product WD40 repeat domain 95 (gene wdr95). The coding region runs from base 133 to 3090 and encodes 985 amino acids. Lineage: Eukaryota; Metazoa; Chordata; Actinopteri; Centrarchiformes; Centrarchidae. The transcript is spliced from 30 exons. The record is from RefSeq and is a predicted model, not a curated record. Gene Ontology annotation, molecular function: protein binding; calcium ion binding.
UGUAAUAUUAGAGUGAGUGUCGGGUAGACAAAUGUGAGAUCUGUCUGAUUAACAUCUGUUCAGAAGUCUGACUGAGGAAAAGUGCUGCUUUUUACAUCACGUCAACGUUUAAGAUAACACUGUCUAACAAGGAUGUCAUUGGGGAAAAAGGUUCGCUCUUCUUCAGCUUCAGGAAGAUUACAAACCCAACAUGUGACCAGCAUCCUCUCUGAACUAGGGAGUCGGAUGAGAAACACUUCUGGGCCAGGUGGUCGGGGUGAGAAAGUCACAGAUGACUUUUCAGCACCAGGACGAGUGGGUGUCAGCGAGGACAGAAAUGAGCAGCCUGAAUGGUUGGUUCGAGAGCGGCUGAAACAGAUCAGGCGAAGACACUCUGUCACACUCGGAGACAAGGCUCAAAUAAUGAGACGACAACACUACAGAACUGACUCAACUUGUAGCCUCAAGAUUGAUGAGACAAUAUCAUUCGACGACCUCCAGAAACUGAAACUAGCAUUUGAGGAAUUUGAAAAGAGUGGCUUGAGAUCCAUUGACGCAAAGAAUUUUGGACGUAUAGUGAAGAAGUGUUUGGGUUUGCCUAAAACAAGCAAUGCACAGAUUCAAGGAUUAUUUAAGAAGAUUGAUUAUUCAGGUCGAGGAAGGAUUUCAUGGGGUGAGUUCUGCGCACACAUGCUGCAGGAAUACAAAGAGAACCAGGAAACUGCAAGACGCAGCAAGCAGGUGGCUUUCACUCUGCCAGCCACUAUGAAGGCAUUGUGUCAUGGCCUUCCCAUAGUCAACAUCCACUCUACCUAUGAUGGCAGUAUCCUCACAGUGCAGGAAAACGGGGAUGUUUGCCACUGGAGCCCUGAACUUAAACCACUGAAGAUCAAACACAUGUUUAAAGAAGGACCUGCAAACAGGAAGUCAAAGUGGGCAAGUGAUUUUACUCUCAUGACAGAGUACAACAAGCUGAUGAUCGGAACAGGGGACAGAGAGAUCCAACUUUAUGAGCUUUCCACUCUGGAGCCUUAUUGCCAGAUCAAUGCACUAGACACAGUGCCUUUGACAUUGGACUACGGCUACACUGGCCCUGAUAAAUGCUGUAUUGUGUAUGGAGACACUGAGGGAUGUGUGACCAUCAUUUUAAUAUCCUCCGUUGGAGAUACCCUCAGAUUAUGGAAUAAAUUACCAAAGAUUGAAAAUAUACCCAACAUAAUGAUUGAUAAUGCAGUGCUUUCUCCGAAUGUGAUAUUUGUCAGAUGGAAGGUUCAUCUGGACUGGGUAACACAGGCAAAAUAUUUUCAAAGUUUUCAAGCUGUUGUCUCUUCAUCAAAUGAAGAAUCUUCAUCUCUUGUCAUAGGCUGUGUGCUGCCCUUAACAGACGCUGAGCAGCAGCUGAGUGAGAUCAGGGAGGCCUGCUAUGAAGGUAAGACCAAAAAGGUCCAACUGAGCUGGACUCCACAGCUCCGAGCAUCAUGUGACCAGACAGUUUUCACCAUCCACAAAGGUGUCAAAACUUUUGACCUUUGUCAGAAGCACAGCUUGCUGGUCACUGGAGGUAUGGACAGACUCAUACGCAUGUGGAACCCACAUUUUUCUGGGAAACCAACUGGUAUUUUGAAAGGCCACUCGGCUCCCAUCAUCUACCUCUGCAUCUUCUCAGCAGACAGUCAGAUCUUCUCUGUCUCCAUAGACAGCACUGUGAAAAUCUGGGAUAUUCAAGAUCAGUGUUGCCUGUUGACAACAGACCGCAAAGCAAGCGGGAUUCAUGGUGACAUAUCUGCAUGCUCGUAUUCCUCUGCUAUGAAAUCCCUUUACAUUGCAGCAGACUGUAUGGCUGUGCUCUCCCUGAAGAUAAGGGCACGGCUUCACAGCCGUCUGACUGUUUCGCAUAAUGAGCCUGUAAUGUGUUGCGGCUACAGUGAGGAGUUUCGUCAAGUUGUCAGCUGCACUGAGGGAUCUGUGGUGAAAGUCUGGGAUUUUGACACUGGAUGUCAGGUUUUUGAGUAUGGUGGUGCACAUGACCUGUCUGCCAUCACAUGCAUGGCUUUUGACCACAAUGGGAGGAGACUCAUAACAGGUGGAAGAGAUGGUUAUUUAAAGAUCUGGAACUUCAACAAUGGACAGUGCCUAAAGACACUAAAGAAGGAUGGUGAAUGUCACGAGGUGAGGGACUGCAUCUUUCUGAAAGUUCACAGGAAUUUCUAUGUGAUGUCUGUCGGCCGGGACCAGAAGAUUGACAUUUACUCAGAUAUACCUGAGGACCUUCAUCGUGUCCAGAGGCCGCAGCCUUCGUGGCAGGAUGAUUUGAAAUAUGGCCAUAAGGAGGACAUCCUUUGUGUGGCGCAGUGUCCCCCAUCUCUCCUAGCCACCAGCAGCAAUGAUGGAGAGAUUAUAGUGUGGAAUGUGGUUUCUGGACGUAUACAGUGUCGGUUUUUCAGCCCUCUUCCAGCUAAUCACCAAAAUGCUGAAGGACUUGAUACAAGCGUUCCAAGCAUCACUUUCCUAAAGAAUUCCAAGUUACAGCAGUUUUCCUCGGCUACAGCUCUCCUGUCAUCUGGGGCCAUGGGUUAUAUAAAUCUCUGGAACGUGCUCAGUGGAGGAAAUUUUGUGGGCAGCUUCAAAGCUUCUAGAUUCCAACAAAAGAUUACAAAACUGGCUAAAACAGACAAGGACACGUUGCUGUACGCUGCUGACCGAAUCGGUUACAUCUACAUUUACAACAUGGAGAAGUUUUCCCCUGAGCAAAACUCACCUAGAGGUGAAAACUUCUGGCGUGCCCACACCAGCAGAGUUACUGGCCUGCAGAUUGUUGACGUUGAUCAAGUGGUGCUUACCUCAUCCACCGACUACACUGUGCGCCUUUGGAGUACACAUGGAGAAUUCAUAGGGACCUUUGGUCAGUCUGAGAGCUGGAGCGUCCACAUCUCCUCUUCCUGGAAGCAUCCUGCUGUCCCCUAUGAAAUUCUGAUUGAUCCUCUGAGUAUGCCAGAUCAUGAAAUUCUGAAUGUAAAAACAUGUAUUUCUGAUGCCAUCAAACCUGACAAGACUGAGGCUCGUAGAGGGGAACUAAAGCAAGCUGAGACUUCCUCCACCAUCCAUCAGUGACACAGACAGUGAGGAAGAUUAAAAGCAUGUUUUAUCCAGAGGAACACAAGAGUGGACGCUGUCAUGAAAUUGUCAGGCAUACUAACAAGCCCUCGAACCACUGUGCUCUGAAAGGCCUUGAUACUGUGGAGCCACCAAACACUAUUGAAUGAUCUGACCCCUCCCUCGCUGGUAUUGAUCCUUUCAGAAGCAGCACCGAGGAACUAGAGUGAACUGUAUAAGAUGAAACAGUAUUGAUGGGGACUGGGUCAUCGCAGCAUGCAAUACCAUAAAGCCAACAUAGAAAAAUAAAAUAGAAUGAAAUAAUAGUGAGAAUUCUGGCUGUAUGUAGUCACACCCAACUGACAUUUUCAACAACAGACCAUAUGAAGUAAAACAAUGGAUGAAUGAAAGUGUUAAACAGAAAAUGUGGCAAAUAACUGAACUGAUUUUAAGACUGCCCAAGUGAUCCCUGGAAGGUUUCUACAAGUUCUGCAGGAUCUACAGGUGCUCACGUUAAAGAAGGAGCUGAGUAAUCAGCUUUCCAGUGCUGUUCCAUAAAAUUGCUAUUUGCAUUUUGAAACACACAACUGUUCAUGUUUUAGUAUUGUUAUAAAAUGAAAUAAAAAGGGUGAAGAUCAAAAAGGGUUGGGAACUUGUUACCAUAAGACUAAAUCAGCUAUGAUAGCUUUGACAUUUACGGCUUCAGGCUGUGAGCAGCAUAUUUUCCUUAUAUACCAAUUUAGUUUUCUACAAAAACACACCAAUGUAUUUAGCAAUAGG